AUUCCUCAAAUUUUUCCCAUAAACUGAAUUAUAAUUUCAAUUAUUAUAAUAGUUAUAGUUGUUAUUUUUAUAACUCAUUUAUAUUUUAUUUCAUUUAAUAAUUUAAAUAAAAUAAAUAAAAAAAAAAAAAAUCAAAUAAUUUUAUUAAUAUUUAAAUGAUAA
This is a messenger RNA of Dermacentor andersoni, 162 nucleotides long. The record is from the annotation of a RefSeq genome assembly. Lineage: Eukaryota; Metazoa; Arthropoda; Arachnida; Ixodida; Ixodidae.